Molecule: messenger RNA, 3259 nt
Organism: Salvelinus sp. IW2-2015
Lineage: Eukaryota; Metazoa; Chordata; Actinopteri; Salmoniformes; Salmonidae
Product: importin-8-like
Biological process (GO): protein import into nucleus
Cellular component (GO): cytosol; nuclear envelope
Molecular function (GO): small GTPase binding
Source: RefSeq, a predicted model, not a curated record
UGCCGGUAAAAUGGGGCAGGGCUAGGGCAGCUUCGUAACGCUUUGCCCAAUCUGGAGCAGUUCAUAUAUGUGAUUGUGAAACAUAGAAAUUACCACUCGAUUAGACCUGGAUUUGACAUUAUGGAUCCCAAUCGGAUAAUUCAAGCCCUGAAAGGGACGAUAGAUCCCAACCUCCGGAUAGCGMCUGAAAACGAACUCAAUCAGUCGUACAAGAUCAUCAACUUCGCCCCCACUCUGCUCCAGAUCAUUGUGUCCGAACAGGUGGAGUUCCCUGUUCGCCAAGCAGCGGCCAUCUACCUAAAGAACAUGGUGAGCCAGUACUGGCAGGACCGCGAGCCCUCUCUAGGGGAGGUGGUGUUCCCCUUCAACAUCCACGAGAACGACCGCACGCAGAUCAGAGACAACAUCGUGGAGGGCAUUAUCCAGUGUCCCGAGUCCAUCCGGGCCCAGUUGACAGUGUGUUUGCGAACCAUCAUAAAGCACGACUUCCCUGGGCGCUGGACGGCCAUAGUGGAUAAGAUCGGCCUGUAUCUGCAGUCUCAGAACAGUGGCAGCUGGUACGGCAGCCUGCUGGCCCUCUACCAGCUGGUCAAGACCUACGAGUAUAAGAAGGCGGAGGAGAGGGACCCGUUGCUAGCAGCCAUGCAGAUCUUCCUGCCCCGUAUACAGCAGCUCGUCACCCAGCUACUGCCUGACGGCACCYUCUUCUCUGUCCUCAUKCAGAAACAGAUCCUCAAGAUCUUCCACGCACUCGUACAGUACUCCCUGCCUCUCCAGCUGAUUAAUAACACAGUCAUUACCCAGUGGAUGGAGCUCCUCAGAGCUGUUAUGGACAGAGAUGUCCCCCCAGAGACGUUGGAGGUGGAUGAGGACGACCGUCCUGACUUGGUGUGGUGGAAGAGUAAGAAGUGGGCCCUACACAUCAUCACCAGACUGUUCGAGAGGUACGGAAGCCCAGGCAACGUGACAAAGGAGUACUUUGAGUUUGCAGACUUUUUCUUGAAGACGUACGCUGUAGGGAUCCAACAGGUCCUGUUGAAGGUGCUGGACCAACACCGACAGAAGCAGUAUGUCACGCCUCACGUCCUCCAGAAGUCUCUUAACUACCUGAACCAGGGCCUGUCUCACUCCCUCACCUGGAAACACAUGAAGCCGCACAUGCAGACCAUCAGCCAYGAGGUGAUCUUCCCUCUGAUGUGUUACAAAGACGAGGAUGAGAAACUGUGGCAGGAGGAUCCAUACGAGUACAUCCGCAUGAAGUUCAAUGUGUAUGAUGACCAUGCCCUCCCUGCCACCGCCGCCCAGAGCCUCCUGUGUAAAGCAGCCCGCAAGAGGAAGGAGGUUCUUCCCCAGAUGAUGGAGUUCUGCCACCAGAUCAUGAUGGAGCCCUCUGCUGACCCCCGCAGGAAGGAUGGGGCGCUGCACGUCAUCGGCUCACUGGCCGAACUCCUACUGAAGAAGAGGGUGUACAGGGAGCAGAUGGAGCUGAUGUUACAGAACUAUGUGUUCCCGCUACUCAACUCCCCUCUGGGAUACCUCCGGGCCAGGUCGUGCUGGGUGCUGCAUUCGUUCAGCCCGCUGCAUUUCCAUAACGAGUUGGUCCUGAGGAAUGCGGUGGAGCUGGUCAAACAGGGCCUCGUAGCAGACAAGGAGAUGCCCGUCAAGGUGGAGGCUGCUAUCGCCUUGCAGACACUGGUCAGCAACCAGGAGCAAGCUAAGGUCUACAUCAGGCCCUACAUCCGACCUGUCAUGCAGGAGCUGCUCCACGUCAUCAAGGAGACGGAGAACGAUGACCUCACUAACGUCAUUCAGAAGAUGAUCUGCGAGUACAACCAGGAAGUGGCUGUCAUCGCCGUCGACAUGACCCAGAACCUGGCUGAGAUCUUCACAAGGUGCUACAGAGUGAAAGAGCAUGAGGAGAGUGAAGACAAGACGGUGAUGGCUCUGGGGAUCCUCAGCAACAUAGAACCAAUACUCACUGUUAUGGAGGACCACAAGGAGAUCACUCAGCAGUUGGAGGGCAUCUGUUUACAGGUGAUAGGCCUGGUGCUGCAGAAGCCCAUCAUAGAGUUCUACGAGGAGAUUCUGUCCCUGGCGUUUGGGCUGACCUGCCAGUCCAUCUCCCCUCAGAUGUGGCAGCUACUGGCGGUGCUCUACGAGGUCUUCCAGCACGACUGCUUUGACUACUUCACGGAUAUGAUGCCUCUUUUGCACAACUACGUUACCGUGGAUACAGACAUGCUCCUGUCCAACCCCAAAUAUUUAGAGGUCAUAUACACCAUGUGCAAAAAGGUGCUGACCAGUGAUGCAGGUGAGGACGCAGAGUGUCACGCUGCUAAGCUGCUAGAGGUCAUCAUCCUCCAGUGUCGGGGGAGGGGCAUCGACCAGUGUAUCCCGUUGUUUGUGGAGGCUGUGUUGGAGCGGCUAACCCGAGGUGUGAAGUCCAGUGAGCUGAGGACCAUGUGUCUGCAGGUGGCCAUCGCUGCUCUCUACUACAACCCAGCCCUGCUCAUCCACACGCUGGACAACAUGCACUUCCCCCACACCCCACAGCCCAUCACCGCUCACUUCAUCAACCAGUGGAUGAAUGAUACGGAGUUCUUCCUGGGGCUCCAUGACCGUAGGAUGUGUAUCAUCGGACUGAGUGUUCUGAUGGAGCUACCCUCCAGGCCAGUGGUGGUAGAGGGGAUAGCGGCUCAGAUUGUCCCCAGCGUCCUGCUCCUCUUCCUGGGGCUCAAACACCUUUACUUCUCCCGCCUCAACAAGCCAGACCUUCUGGCRUGCACUGGGGUACCGGACGAAGACCAGAACGGUGAGAGGGGGAAAACGGGCGACAGAGGAGGAGAGGAGACAGGACAAAUGAGAGGGGAAUGGAGAGAACAGGCAAGAGAGGAGAAGAGAAAAGGAAAGGAGAGAUGCUAAUACUGUUGAAUCAUACCUGCUUCUUGGAAGCCAUUGGGUAGGGCCAGGGAUAAUGUCAAUGGUAGAAGAUUAAGACACUACUAACCCUAUGGAUGUGGUAGGAAUCAGUCCUCAGCUGUUCAUGUGUGUUGCUUUACACAUCUAUGGCCAGGUUUCAACACCUCUGGACCUCUCUAUCUCUCUCUCUCUCGCUUGACUUCUCACUCUGCCUUCAGGUCAUAUUAGUUGCACUACAUUUCCCUACAAGCUGUGCUUGCAUUCCUCAGUCAAGUGUAAAGAACCUGGAGUUCCAGAAUAUUCAAAGUGCUUCUGGGGGUUGUAGUGUUGCUGCAGUCAA